Molecule: messenger RNA, 3321 nt
Organism: Malania oleifera
Lineage: Eukaryota; Viridiplantae; Streptophyta; Magnoliopsida; Santalales; Ximeniaceae
Product: probable LRR receptor-like serine/threonine-protein kinase At1g67720
Exons: 15
Coding region: 282-3107 (941 amino acids)
Biological process (GO): protein phosphorylation
Molecular function (GO): ATP binding; protein binding; protein kinase activity
Source: RefSeq, a predicted model, not a curated record
AUCCUCGGCUGGAGCAUUAUAUUCUCUUCAAAGGCGUAAAGGGGAGCCUGAAAAUGAACUUGUUGGUGUCUUUUUUGUUUCCCGGGAAAAGCAGAUUCCUCAAAGUAAAAGAGGAAGAUAAAAGAAAAGAUGCCAAGCUGAAUGAACAUAGGAUGGGCCCAUCAAUCAGAAAAAUAUUGAUGGGUGUGAUGUUGAACCUCAACAGGGGUUGGGGUUGGGAAUUAUUGGCUACUGAAAUGGUAAAGCCAGACAAUUUCAAAAGAAUUGGUUUCUAAGCUUCAAUGGGUUUAUCUCCUCAUUUCUUGGUUUUCCACCUGUGUUUGAUUUCAUCUGUGUUGUGCCAAUUUGAAGAGUUCAUCAGUAUUGACUGUGGGGGCACAAGUAACCACACUGACCCAGCUACUGGGCUAGUGUGGGUUUCGGAUGCUGGGCUUAUGAGCCAUGGCAAAUCAGUAGAAGUUGAGAAUCCGAAUGAGCAGUGGCCACAGAAUCGGAGACGUCGAGACUUCCCCAUAGAUAGGAAGAAGUACUGUUACACUUUAAGCACAGAGGAGAGGAGGCGGUAUCUAGUACGUGCAACAUUUCUGUAUGGGAGCUCAGAAAAUGAGGAUGCAUAUCCAAAAUUUCAGCUCUACCUGGAUGCAACCGAGUGGGCAACUGUGACAGUGAGGGAUGCUUCAAGAGUUUAUGUGAUGGAAAUGAUCAUAAGGGCGCCCUCAGCUUCUAUUGAUGUGUGCCUAUGCUGCGCAACAACAGGUUCUCCAUUCAUUUCCACUCUUGAGCUGCGACCUCUCAAUCUUUCAAUGUAUAUCACGGAUUUUGAGGAUGACUUCUAUCUGAGAGUUGCAGCCAGGGUAAAUUUUGGUGCUCCAAGCAUGGAUGUUUUGAGGUACCCCAGUGAUCCCUAUGACCGGAUAUGGGAUUCAGAUCUCGAUAAAAGGCAAGAUUAUCUUGUAGGUGUUGCCCCUGGCACAGAAAGAAUCAAGACUUCAAAGAACGUAGACAUAAGAACGCGAGAAUAUCCUCCUGUUAAAGUAAUGCAGACUGCAGUUGUUGGCACAAAAGGAAAUCUUAGCUACAGAUUGAACCUAGAAGGUUUCCCUGGCAAUGCUCGAGCCUAUGCAUACUUCGCUGAAAUUGAAGACUUGGGGACUAAUGAAUCCCGAAAAUUCAGAAUGUUGCAGCCUUAUAUGCCUGACUAUAGCAAUGCGGUGGUAAAUAUUGCUGAGAAUGCCAAUGGGAGCUACACCCUCUAUGAACCCAGCUACAUGAAUGUAUCAUGGACUUACGUUCUCUCAUUCUCAUUUGUGAAGACUCAGGAUUCUACACGAGGUCCACUCUUAAAUGCAAUUGAGAUAAGUAAAUAUGUUCGGAUUGCCCCAAAGACAAACAGUCAAGAUGUGGCUGCUCUCAAUGCCUUCCACUCAAUGUCUAGCGAGAACGAGUGGCCAAAUGAAGAAGGUGAUCCUUGCAUCCCGGCUCAAUGGGAAUGGGUGGCUUGCAGCUCAACUACACCACCAAGAAUUACGAAAAUUGUUCUUUCAGGAAAGAACUUAAAGGGUCCAAUUCCAUCCCAGCUAAAUAAGAUGGAGGGAUUGACAGAGCUGUGGUUGAGUGACAACUUGUUCACUGGGCCUGUCCCCGACAUAAGUAAUCUUAUCAGUUUGAAAAUUGUGCAUUUAGAGAACAACAAACUCAGUGGUCUGAUACCUUCUUAUCUGGGCAGUUUGCGAAGUUUACAAGAGUUGUAUGUGCAGAACAACUCCUUCAGUGGUGAAAUACCUUCAGCAUUGUUAACUGGAAAAGUAAUCUUUAACUAUGAGGGAAAUCCUGAACUAAAUAAAGAGGCACAGCAUAAAACACAUCUUAAGAUGAUAAUCGGAAGCUCAGUUGGAGUACUUGUGAUUCUUUUAGUUCUGCUCAUAGGAAGCUUACUAUUAUUAUGUAAUCGUCGAAGAAAAUCAUCUAUCCAGGAAAGUGGUAACAAAGGUUAUUCUUUGCGUAGUAGCACAAAGCCUUCACCUGCCUACUCAAUUGCACAUGGUGGGCAUUUAGUAGAUGAAGGCACAGCUUGCUACAUCACACUUUCUCAAAUAGAAGAGGCUACUAAUAAUUUUUCGAAGAAAAUUGGCCAAGGAAGUUUUGGGCCUGUCUACUAUGGCAAAAUGAAGGAUGGAAAAGAGGUGGCAGUUAAGAUCAUGGCUGAUUCAUCUAUUCAUGGGACCCGACAAUUUGUCACAGAGGUUGCUCUCUUGUCGAGAAUUCAUCACAGAAACUUGGUUCCUUUAGUAGGAUAUUGUGAAGAAGAACACCAGCGUAUUCUGGUUUAUGAGUACAUGCACAAUGGAACCUUGCGGGAUCGCAUACAUGGUGAAAAUCCAUGUCAUACUCUGCUGCCAGAUUCUGUGAACCAGAGACACUUAGACUGGCUAGAUCGUCUUUAUAUCGCAGAAGAUGCAGCUAAAGGUCUUGAGUACUUGCAUACUGGAUGCAGCCCCAGUAUCAUUCACCGUGAUGUAAAAACAAGCAAUAUUCUUCUUGACAUCAAUAUGAGGGCAAAAGUAUCAGAUUUUGGACUAUCAAGGCAAGCUGAUGAAGAUCUAACACACAUAUCAAGUGUGGCACGUGGAACAGUGGGCUACCUUGAUCCUGAGUACUAUGCAAAUCAGCAGUUGACUGAAAAGAGUGAUGUUUACAGCUUUGGGGUUGUUCUCCUGGAACUGAUUUCUGCAAGAAAGCCCGUCUCAGCAGACUAUGGUGCUGAAUGGAACAUUGUUCAUUGGGCAAGAUCCUUGAUUCGUAAAGGAGAUGUAAUGAGCAUUGUAGAUCCAUUGAUGGCGGGAAAUGUCAAAGUUGAGUCCAUUUGGAGGAUUGCCGAAGUUGCUAUCCAAUGCGUUGAACAACACACAGUCUCCAGACCAAAGAUGCAGGAAAUAAUUUUGGCUAUACAAGACGCUGUCAAGAUUGAGAAAGGGAAUGAAGACACCAACGAAAUAUCUUCCGGCUCUUCAAAAGUCCAGUCUUCGCGCAAGACUUUACUCACAAACUUCCUUGAAAUUGAAAGCCCUGACGUGUCAAAUGGUUAUCUAAAUCCAUCGGCUAGAUGAUAAUGAAUCAAAAACAAUACCCUGAACAAACCCCCUUCCUCAUCCCCAAAUUAUAUAUUUUGUAUAGUGUAAUGUUGUGUUCUAUGAGUUGUUUUUGAUUCUUCUGGUCAGUGUAUCUACUCCACAGAAUAUUAGUCAAACUAAAUCUCAUUGGAAAUAUGAGAAGAAACAGAAAGUGAAAUGAAACAGGGCUACUGUUUUUCUUUGGUUUGAA